Messenger RNA from Capsella rubella, 3279 nucleotides. RefSeq names its product pentatricopeptide repeat-containing protein At4g39530. Gene Ontology annotation, molecular function: RNA binding; protein binding. Lineage: Eukaryota; Viridiplantae; Streptophyta; Magnoliopsida; Brassicales; Brassicaceae. The transcript has a single exon. The record is from RefSeq and is a predicted model, not a curated record. Gene Ontology annotation, biological process: RNA modification. Bases 28 to 2535 code for a protein of 835 amino acids.
UUCUUUUUCGUCUCUUUCAGUCUCAGUAUGAUGAGAAACUAUGGGAGUUGGCGUAAAUUGCAAGGAACUAUACGUCUCUACUCUUCUUCGUAUUCUUCUGCCUCUGGUCUCUUGGAAUUUGUUAACGUAGACUUUCCUUCUACGAUAGGAAUCCGGGGGAGGCGCGAUUUUGCUCGUCGUUUGCAGCUGCAUGCGUCCGAUGAUCCUUUGCUCUAUCAGAAUGUAGUUCACGGUCAAGUUAUUGUCUCGGGCCUUGAGUCAGAUACGUAUCUUGGCAAUAUUCUGAUGAAUUUGUAUUCGAAAUCUGGUGGUAUGGUUUAUGCACGUAAGGUGUUUGAGAGAAUGUCUGACAGAAACUUGGUUACUUGGUCUACCAUGGUUUCAGCUUGCAACCAUCAUGGUAUUUAUGAGGAGUCCUUGGUGGUUUUCUUAGAGUUUUGGAGAACUAGGGAAAACAGUCCCAACGAAUAUAUUUUGUCGAGUUUUAUCCAAGCUUGCUCAGGAUUAGAUGGUAGUGGUCGUUUGAUGGUUUUUCAAUUGCAAAGUUUUCUUGUCAAGAGUGGGUUUGAUAAGGAUGUUUAUGUUGGCACCUUGUUGAUUGAUUUUUAUCUGAAGGUAGGUAAUAUCCAUUACGCAAAGCUUAUAUUUGAUGCUUUGCCAGAGAAAUCUACAGUGACUUGGACGACAAUGAUCAGUGGGUGUGUAAAAAUGGGAAGAAGCUACGUUUCGUUGCAGCUGUUCUACCAACUAAUGGAAGGCAAUGUUGUUCCAGAUGGUUACAUCCUUUCGACGGUUCUAAGUGCAUGUUCAAUACUUCCGUUUCUUGAAGGCGGGAAGCAGAUUCAUGCACACAUCUUAAGAUUUGGACAUGAGAUGGAUGUCUCACUGAUGAAUGUGCUUAUAGAUUCUUAUGUGAAGUGUGGCAGAGUUACAGCUGCUCGUAAGCUUUUCGAUGGAAUGCCGAAUAAAAAUGUCAUUUCAUGGACCACAUUGCUGUCUGGUUAUAAGCAAAACUCUCUUCAUAAAGAAUCCAUGGAAUUGUUUACCAUUAUGUCAAAGUUUGGUUUAAAGCCGGAUAUGUAUGCUUGCUCUAGCAUACUUACAUCGUGUGCCUCACUUCAAGCUUUGGAAUAUGGGAGACAUGUUCAUGCUUACACUAUCAAAGCAAAUCUUGGCAACGAUAGUUAUGUGACUAACAGCUUGAUUGACAUGUAUGCGAAAUGUGAUUGUUUGACCGACUCCAGGAAAGUUUUUGAUAUUUUCGCUUCCGAUGAUGUGGUUUUAUUUAAUGCAAUGAUUGAAGGUUACUCGAGACUUGGGACACAAUGGGAACUACAUGAAGCAUUGAAUAUCUUUCGUAAUAUGAGGUUCAGACUGAUUCGACCUAGCCUAUUGACUUUUGUUAGCCUUCUACGUGCAUCUGCUUCUUUAACAAGCUUGGGACUGAGUAAACAAAUCCAUGUAUUGAUGUUCAAAUAUGGGGUAAACUUAGAUAUAUUUGCUGGAAGCGCUUUGAUUGAUGUUUACUCAAAUUGCUAUUGUCUCAAGGAUUCUAGGCUUGUGUUUGAUGAAAUGAAAGAGAAGGAUCUUGUUAUCUGGAAUUCAAUGUUUUCAGGUUAUAUUCAACAAUCAGAGAACGAAGAAGCGCUCAAUCUGUUUUUGGAAUUACAGUUAUCAAGAGAAAUGCCCGAUGAAUUUACUUUUGCCGACAUGGUUACUGCAGCUGGCAACCUAGCAAGUCUUCAGUUGGGUCAAGAGUUCCAUUGCCAGCUUCUGAAAAGAGGCUUGGAAUGUAAUCCGUAUAUUACAAAUGCUCUAGUAGAUAUGUAUGCCAAAUGUGGUAGUCCUGAAGAUGCUUAUAAGGCUUUUGAUUCAGCAGCUUCAAGAGAUGUGGUUUGUUGGAAUUCUGUUAUCUCGUCUUAUGCGAAUCAUGGAGAAGGCAGCAAAGCUCUUCAGAUGCUUGAAAGAAUGAUGAGUGCGGGAAUAGAGCCUAACUAUAUCACCUUUGUGGGAGUUUUAUCAGCGUGUAGCCAUGCUGGUCUUGUAGAAGAUGGUCUUAAGCAAUUUGAGUUAAUGCUUCGAUUUGGAAUUGAACCAGAAACUGAACACUAUGUUUGUAUGGUAUCUCUUUUAGGCCGUGCUGGAAGAUUGAACGAAGCAAGGGAGUUAAUUGAGAAAAUGCCAACAAAACCAGCUGCUAUAGUAUGGAGGAGUUUACUGAGUGGAUGCUCAAAGGCUGGCAACGUCGAGUUAGCUGAACAGGCUGCUGAAAUGGCUAUUUUGUCUGAUCCAAAGGAUAGUGGAUCGUUCACUUUGCUUUCUAAUAUUUACGCGUCGGAGGGUAUGUGGAGUGAAGCGAAGAAGGUAAGAGAAAGAAUGAAGUUUGAAGGUGUGGUGAAAGAACCCGGACGUAGUUGGAUUUUGAUUGAUAACGAGGUUCACAUAUUUUUGUCCAAGGAUAAAACUCACGGCAAGGCUUAUCAGAUAUAUGAAGUAUUAGACGAUUUGCUUGUACAGAUCAAAGGGUUUAGUUAGCUAACUACUAUACAAGAAUUCAUUGUCUAUUGAGUGGUUGAAGUCUGUCUGGUUAAAGAACAAUGCAGCUAGAGUUGUCCAGAAUCCAGAUCGGUGAUCAUAAAGAGGUAUCAAGCCAUAUCGGAUCGCUGAAGAAAGAGUUAAAUCUUUUUGUGAAUGGAGUUGCAGGAUGUAAACCUCUUACAGUAACAACUUACAAGCAAAAUUAGUAAGACCACACUGUGAACCAGAGAUGGAGAAGCUUAGAAAGCAAAUGAUAUGAGUCCUAGAUGAACCAAAGAAGAAGCUGAAAGAGAGCAGAGAGCAAAGACGCAACUUUACCCUGUUUCGGUUCUCCGUUUCUUGGUUCCAUUGAAUUCUUGUAGUGUGCAUUUUGCAGAAUAAUAUGGAAGUAGCUACUGUUAAGAGGUUUCAGUACUCAUUGUGGCUUCCUGAAAAGAGUCGGAGGUUGGAAGGAAAUACUAAACAGAGAAGAGACGGAAGGUGUGAAGCAGACAGAUCAAGGAGUAUGUAUAUUAUUAUGAUUACACACUGAUGGUUUGUCCAGACAUAUUACUUGCUCUUGACAUUGGAGAGAGACAAAAUAACUCUUUAUUCUAAAAUGAUGAUAUUUAGGUCCUAUGAAUCAUGUUUAGAAUUAUUCCUCGUACUGUUUAGCUUAUCUUUGGGAUGUACUGUUUACCAUAUAUAUUUGCGAUGCAUGUUACUCAUAAUCAAAAUGUGUCAUGAUGUAUAAAUGGACAA